AUGUCCAAGGACGAUGUGGGCUGCAAGUUGACCUCCGUCUACAAGCACAAGGAGAGGAAGCCAAAAAAGCCCCACUACAUCCCAAGGCCAUGGGGCAAGCCAUACAACUACAAGUGUUUCCAGUGCCCCUUCACCUGCAUGGAGAAGUCCCACCUCUACAACCACAUGAAGUACAGCCUGUGCAAGAACUCCCUCUCCCUCCUCAUCGAGUCCGACUGGCCCUACAAGAAGGGCAAUCUGCUCCACCCGGAGCUGCGGCUCCUGCACGCAACAGAGACCUCCCGCCUGCGUGGGCGGCGGGACGAGCGGGAGACCUGCGACUCCUCGGCCGCAUCGGGAGGGUCGGUUAGGACGAAGCAGGCCGCCGGCAGGGACGGCCACGAGGACAAGCUGACGUCAGGGGUGGAGAUCCUGCCUGCUGAAGGGGCUGGGGAAGAAGGCGGCCCGUUCCAAGAGGAGGAGGAGGACGUUGCUGGCCUGUUGAGGGAGAUGGAUGCAGGGGAGAAGAAGGAGAAAAACGAAGAGGCAGGCUGCCGAGGUGACCCAGCUGAGCCAGAAGUGAACACUUUGGUCUUUGGUUUUAAGAACAAGAGGGACAAACCUUGCAAGGAGGUGGAGCCCGACUUCAUCAUCACGGACGUCUUCUCCCUCAAGAACCACGUCGUGAAAAGCAGGGAAAUGGCCUCCCCAGACCUAGAUGUUAAGCCAAAGCAUUGCAAAGUGCCAAAGAAAUGCCUGGCCAGCAGUGGGAUCCUCAUGGAGCAGUGGAAGCUGGUGGCAAAUGGGCAAAGCAGGAACACACCUGAGGUCUCCCCACCUUGUACCGACAGCAACAUCAUCCCGUGCUACCCCCCUCCAGCCUAUGGUGACUACCACGAACCUCAGGGCCUCAACCUCUCACUGCUGGGUAUUAACUAUCCGUUGAACCCCAGUCUCUUCUCCUACCUGAGCCCCACCAUGGCCAACAGUGCUACGACACACCCGCACGUGGCUCAGCUGCCCUUCCUGGCCUCCACGGCCCAGCUGAUGCACCCGCAUGCCUCCCACUUCCAGCCUCUGCAGAGCCCUGAGCGCUCAGCCUUCCUCCCCCGCUUCUACUACCCCUUGCUCUUCGAGCACACCUUCGGCUCCAAUGAAAGCAAGAUGUCCUCCAGCAAGCCAGAAGCCCCGCAGCUGGCAGGCUCUGUCAUGCCCAUGCCGCCCCAAGCCAAGCCCCCCAGUGAGCCCCCCAAACCAGGGCUGCUGAAGGUACCAAUUGUGAAGACAAGUUUUCCUUGGUCGAAAGGAGUCCGAGAGGAGCCAGCCUCUGAGCUCAGCCACCCGGCCAUGCUGGGGCAGGAAGAAGGGGAAAAAUGGCUGUCCCAAGAGAAGGAGAGCAACCCAACUUUGGGCCUCAACAAUCUACGCAAAAAGCCAGCCACUGACAUCUACCAAAACACGGUGGGGAUGAAGGAUGGCACUUUUGCCCCCAGCAGCAUCCGGAAGAUGGAGUUACCACUGGUGACCUGUCCGGAGACCAGUAGCCCUCCAGGCAACUCCCUGAAGAGGAAGUUCACUGCCAAUGGGCUGGAUUUGAUGGGACCUGAAAUGCUGAUGCCUGGAAAACUCAGCUACCAGAGCAGUGGUUCAAGGGCCAACCCUAGCCACAUCCCCAAGGUCCUGGACCACUGGCACACGGAGGUCCUCGCAGCCCGGCCUGAGGAACCGCAGAGAGGCAAUGACGCUGAAGUUCUUCCCUCUGUCCUGGACCACUGGCACACGGAGGUCCUCGCAGCCCGGCCUGAGGAACCGCAGAGAGGCAAUGACGCUGAAGUUCUUCCCUCUGCGGGUGCUGGCCUGGACCAUGGCCUCUGCAAGCAGAGCAGACCCCAAGAGACUUCUCCCACCGUGACAGAAUCUGAGGCCACAACCGUGCUUAUCGGGGACCUGUCCAAAACCUUAGAGGAGUACCAAGAGGUGGAGAAGAAACUGUCUGAUCUUGCCAAGGAGGACACACCUGGGCAAAAAGAGCUGAGGGACCAGCUAGUCAAAAUCCGAAGGGAGCUCUACCACAUUCACCAGGCACUGGAGAAAGCCACCAAACCGCACGAGGGUCCUCUGGACCUCUCUGUGAAGAGAUCCUCUGAAGGUCUGGAGAAGGUCCAGCAGGCCAAGAAGGAGCCCUGCAACGUGACCCUGGGAGGUGAGAAGCUCCACGGCAAAGACCAAGAGGCCCUCAACAAAUGUACCGCCACCGGGGAGGCCGGAGAUGCGGAGGGGCUGCCAAACUGCCUCCUCGAGGCUGAGAACAAAACCAUCGACCUGCUGAUCAAGAUGAGCCGCUCUGAGAGCCUCCGGGCAUCCUCCUCCGAGGCCCACCUGGGUGCCGUGAUCAAGGCUGAGGUCCUGCCGCUCACCGUGCCCCUGGAGCUCCGGCACGUGAUGGAGCCUUACUACAGCCGUACCACGAAGUGCGAGGCAGACUCCAGCGUCCUGCUCUGCUCCGACGGCAGAUCCAGCACCACCCAGGGCCCUCAGCUCCCGGUCACCACCGAGGAUGGGCCCCUGGGCUGCCGGGCCAUGCAGCGCUCCCUCUCCUGCAGCCUCCCCAGCGAGACGGACGCAGCGUGUGUCCACAGCCCUCUGCAUGCCGACCCCUAA
Phaethon lepturus (White-tailed tropicbird) is the source of this 2640-nucleotide messenger RNA. It is a transcript of the gene PRR35, whose product is annotated as proline rich 35. The coding region runs from base 1 to 2640 and encodes 879 amino acids. The record is from RefSeq and is a predicted model, not a curated record. The transcript has 3 exons. Lineage: Eukaryota; Metazoa; Chordata; Aves; Phaethontiformes; Phaethontidae.